AUGGCAGACCAGAUGGCGGUGCUGCAGCAGCUGCUGCUAGCUACCCUAGACCCUCGGCUCAAUGUGCGCCAGGCAGCAGAGCAGCAACUGGCUGCAGCAAAGCGGACAGACUUAGGGCAGUUCGUGAGCUCCAUGGCCGCUCUCAUUGCUCUGGAGAAACCACCCCAGGGGCCCCAGGGGGUUUCCGGCAGUCCUGACGACCUCCUUAUUGCAAAACAGAUUGCCGCUGUCACUUUCAAGAAUUCCAUCAGUGCUAAAGACUUGACGCUGGAUGGAGCGGCUGCCCAGGCUUGGAGAGCCUUGCCUACCCCCACAAAGACAGAAAUCAAGAAGCAGCUGCUGGCAGCCUUGCAGACUGACUGCACACAGGUUGGAAAUGCGGUGUGUCAGGCAUUGGCUAAGUUGGGCGUGAUCGAGUUGCGCUCUCUGGAGUUCGAGGAUCUGCUACCGGCGCUGCAAGACAUGGUGCAGCAGGCAGUGUCUUGCCAGCAGCAGCAGCAGCAGCAGCUAGCCAAGGCGUGUGGCCGUCAUGCUCUAACAUGCCUGUCAUACCUCUGCGAGGAACUGGCGGAUAUUGUGGCAGACGGGGAAGAGCCUGUCGAGGUUCUUUCUCAGCAACGAUGCAAUGUUAUCCUCACUGCUGUCGUCCACGGGCUGAAGGACGCCGAUCCUCAGCUUAAGGUUGCGGCAUUACGAGCUCUCUACCACACACUGAUCUUCGCGAAGGAGAACUUCAACAAGAAGGAAGAAAGGGAUUAUAUCAUCGCCUCCGUGGUGGAGGCUGGCGGCUCCGGAAACCCCAGUGCCGUUCAAGUCGCGGCUUUUGAAUGUAUUGUUCAAAUAGCUCAGGAAUAUUACUCCUUUCUAGAGGCAUAUAUGCCCGCUGUGGGACCUCUAACUUGGAACGCUUUGAAGGGAUCAGAUGCGGCAGUGGUGAUAGCGGCUCUAGAGGUGUGGAAUGCUUUAGCGGAGGAGGAGCUGGCCAUUAUUGAGGGUGAAUCCACCCGCUGGUCUCUUUUGAAGAUCAUGGAGCAGGCUGCACCGUUUCUCAUCCCUUUACUUCUCGAGCAGCUUUUGAAUGCUGCUGAGGACGAAGACGACGAUGACAGCUGGACACCCGCAAUGGCAGCUGCUAUUUGUCUCGGACUCUGUGCUCAGGUGGUGCGUGAUGCUAUUUUACCACCCGUACUGGAGUUUGUCCAAGUGAACUUCUCGUCUUCCGAGUGGCGGAGGCGCGAGGCUUCGCUGUUGGCGUUGGGGUGUGUAAUGGAAGGCUCGAGUGCAGAGGCAAUGGCUCCUUAUGUGGCGACAUCCUUCCCGAUGCUUGUGAAAGCGGUUGCAUCUGAUGCCUCGGUGGCAGUCCGAGACAGUGCAGCCUGGACGUUGGGCAGAGCGGCGCAACAGCACGCGCCAAUCGUACUGCGGCAUCUCUUUCCUCCCCCCGGUGUCUCUCCACCCGGAGCACCACCAGGCGGAGCGAGUGGCGAGUUGCUGCUAGCCAUCGUUGAGCGGCUAGCUGACAAGCCGAGGGUCGCCGUGCAUAUUUGCUGGAUGCUGCACGAACUCGCCGACAACAUCAACACUCCCGAGGGAGCCGCGGCGUGUCAAGGAUCAACAAACCAACAAGAUCAGAACCCGCUGGAUCCUAUUUUCCCCAAGCUAUGCGAAGCCUUACUCAGCGUCUCCGAGCGGGCUGACGCGGACGAAAAGAAUCUGCGCGAAGCGGCUUUUAAUUGCAUGGGGGCCCUAAUUAAAAAUGCGGGGAGCGCCUGUUGGAAUCAUCUGUUGUCUCUCUUGGAGCAUUUCGAGGGGCAACUCAGGAAGUCCUUUUCUUUUGAACAGACAGAGCAAACCAAACAGAGACAAGGAAUGCUGUGUGGAGUCAUUCAGAUCCUCUGUCUCCGUCUGGGGGAUCAGGUGAAGCCCGUUGCCGGCAGUCUUUGGAGCACUUUAAAACAAGUCUUCCAGCGCCGAACAAGCGGUGUAUCGAAUGCCUUGACGGAAGGCGUGACUGGCGCAGUCUCGGGGGCAGCGAAUCCUCAUGGAUUCGUUGUCAGCUCCGAGCCGAGUGUAUGUGAUGGCCUCCUGGCUCUCUCAGCGCUCAUCAACGCCUCAGGUGCUGCAGUGUCGCCGUUUGCUGGAGAAGUGGCGGACCUGCUGGUGUUGCAGAUGCAACACCAACACGAACCCCAAGAUUCAAAUGCGGCGGCAGCGGCAUCAGCAGCGACUGGAGAGACCGUCCAUGGAGAUAGCAGUACCGCGGAUGAGCUACAAGCUGCCCGUAUAUGUAUUGAACUUGUUGGCGACCUUAGUCGCGCUCUUGGUCCCGAUUUUGGCGUCCUGUCUGAUGCGCUUCUCCAUGAGUUCUACCAACUUCUUCGAGCCCCCUCCGUGGAUAGAUCCCUGAAGCCGGUGGUAAUCGUGGCUGUGGGAGACGUAGCCUUAAGUCUGGGAGGCGCUCAAUUCGCACGGUUCGCACCCUGGCUUAUUGAGCUCCUGGUGCAGGCCGGAGUCACUCCGUAUGAUGCAGGGCCACCGAAUUGGCAGCUGAACGAGGAAUGGAUGUGGUACGUCCACGAACUGCGCUCCGCAACGCUUGAAGCUCUGGCCAGCUGCGUUUAUGCGUUGAAAGAAGCACAGCUGCAGGAGGUGCUGAGGAAGGAAGUCAACGGGAUGUUGCAGGUCGUUAAGGCUGUCGCCGAGGCACCAAGCUGGGUCCAUGGAUCUCCCCAAAUGGUCCAACAGGCACUCGAGCUCACAGGGGACCUCCUGUCCACAUUUGGUCGCACGUUAGGAGGUCAUUUGCGGACGGCGAAUUUCGUAGUCCAGCUACAGAGGGAGGCACAGAGGCUUGCAACUGAGGAGGGAAAUGCGUCAGUGGGGGCGAAGGCACAGUGGCUGGCACAGGUAAAAGCGAAGGAGGGCAGCGAUUGUAUGACUGCUGAAUCACUACAGUUAGAUUUAACGACGAGACGGGGUAAAGGGCUUAGGCGAGGUUUCAGGGCUGUCCUUAUGGCCCCAGCAACAGCAGCAGCAGCUGCUGCAGCUGGUGUGUUUGCCUCUGCCGUCCUAGCGCUCCGCGAGUGCGCGGGCACAAAGGGAGACAGAGUAUUAGCAACAGCAGCAGCAGCACGAGCGGCCAGAAAAGCAGACGCUGCCUCCUUUUCUGUUUGUGCUGUAAGCGCACGCCAGGGGCUGAGUACCUGGGCAUACAAUGAGCAGACAGGGUGCAGUAGCUUCCUGUAUGGUCGGGAUGAUAGCAAGAUAGCUGACGGGGCAUUAGGGGUUGGAACUGGCAAAGCGGUGACCAACGAACUGCAUCUCGAGGAUUUGGGGAUGGGAGGUUCCUUCUUAGAGAAGUUGGUGCGUCGGAUACGGGAGGAGCGUACACUUCUGUGCAUUGGGAUAGAUCCUCCUCUAAGCUGCGUUUCUGUUGCCGACUUACCCUGUCAAGAGUUAGAGGAGUUGCUCGACAGCUUGUUUGACAAAUGCUUGAAGUUGGUUAAGGCCACUGCACCAUUCGCCUGCUGUUUCAAGCCGAAUGUCGCUUUCUUCGAGCAAUACGGCCCUUCUGGGAUGCAGGGAGAUUGUAUAACUCUGGACCCCUAUUUGGGUAUUGACGCUGUUCUACCCUAUAUAGAAAAAAAAGGGAAAGGAGUUUUUGUAGUUUGCCGGAGUUCCAACCCUCGAAGCGCCGACGUUCAGGGCAUUAGAGUCUGCAAGGGUGCCACUAAGCAUGGAGCAAAACAUGUGGAGGGCGAAGGACGUGAAGUGUACAUGGAGGUCGCAAAAAUGUGCGAAGAGGCGAGACAACAGAACGAGCCUCGCCUGUCUAGAGAAGGAGGUGUCGUGGGCCUUGUUGUCGGCGCGACAUAUCCUGAUGAUAUGAGCAAGAUCAGGAAAUUGUUUCCUGACUUGUGGUUCCUCGCCCCUGGUGUUGGAGCACAAGGGGGUGACCUUGAAGCCACAAUAAGAGCAGGAAUGCGAAAGGACGGCCUGGGCUUGAUCAUUAACGUGGGGAGGGCCAUAUCAGAGGCCGAGGUAUGCAAUGAACGCACUAUAACUGCAUGCCGUUCGUCGCAUCAGUCUUCGGUCCUUUGUUUGCCAGGACCCCGGAAAGGCGGCGGAAGAGCUUUGCGAGAAGAUAAGAAGUCUCAUUCCCGAACCCUCGGAGCUGACAUCGCCUCAGAGUGUGCCAACAUUCUGAAUCCAUAUGCUACGAAUCCCUCAGGAAGCUGCAUACAUACUACGGCUGCCUUGCAGGACAGCUUAACUACAGCAGCACCAGAAACUGGUUGUUGA
Cyclospora cayetanensis is the source of this 4302-nucleotide messenger RNA. RefSeq names its product importin subunit beta-1. Gene Ontology annotation, cellular component: cytoplasm; nucleus. The coding region runs from base 1 to 4302 and encodes 1433 amino acids. NCBI's taxonomy places the organism in Eukaryota, Apicomplexa, Conoidasida, Eucoccidiorida, Eimeriidae. The record is from RefSeq and is a predicted model, not a curated record. The transcript has 22 exons. Gene Ontology annotation, biological process: 'de novo' pyrimidine nucleobase biosynthetic process; protein import into nucleus; pyrimidine nucleotide biosynthetic process. Gene Ontology annotation, molecular function: small GTPase binding; orotidine-5'-phosphate decarboxylase activity; nuclear import signal receptor activity.